Molecule: messenger RNA, 1756 nt
Organism: Thrips palmi
Lineage: Eukaryota; Metazoa; Arthropoda; Insecta; Thysanoptera; Thripidae
Gene: 7B2
Product: neuroendocrine protein 7B2
Exons: 8
Coding region: 123-857 (244 amino acids)
Biological process (GO): neuropeptide signaling pathway; regulation of hormone secretion
Cellular component (GO): secretory granule
Molecular function (GO): enzyme regulator activity
Source: RefSeq, a predicted model, not a curated record
GGCGGGCCGCGAGAGCGAGAGAGACAGCGCUAGAGUGCGCGGCGGAGUGACGCAGGCAGGCUGGGUCUCGCGCGUUGCGCUCACAGGGUCGCCACAGCAGGGAAAGGGCCUGUUCCGUCGACAUGUACCCGCUCGUCACCGCGGUGGCGGUGUUUGCGGCCGCGGCCCACCUGGCCGGAGCCUACCUGUCGUCGCCCAAGCAGGAGGCCAUGUUGACCGACGCGCUGUUGCGAGAAAUGUUAGACCCCAGUUACCUCGAUCUCGAAAGCGGCGGGCCGGUGCUGGCGAGCAGGAAUAUGAAGGACUUUGACGCGUUGGACUACGAGCUGGACAGUGCGCUGGGGCCCCUCAGCCCGCACCCCUCCACCAGGGACGGCGAGUACCUGCAGCACGCGCCGUCGCUGUGGGGGCACCAGUACCUCAGCGGAGGGGCUGGCGAAGGCAAGCAGCAGCUGCGCCCCGACGGCGCCAUCAAGAACAAGCACCAGGUGAAGACGGACGCCGCCCUGCCCGCGUACUGCACGCCGCCCAACCCGUGCCCCGUCGGCUACACCGCGGAUGACGGCUGCCUGGACCAGUUCGAGAACACCGCCGCCUUCUCCAGGGACUACCAGGCCUCGCAGGACUGCAUGUGCGACCAGGAGCACAUGUUCAAGUGCCCCUCGGCCAAGAACGGCCACACCGACGGCAGGAACGACAUCUCCGAGGACGACAUCGACCGCUUCGUGCACGAAUUCCAGGACAAAAACUCGAACAAAAUUGUCGCCAAGAAAUACCACGUCAAGAAGUCCUCCAACCCGUACCUCCAGGGAGAGCGGCUGCCGGUCGCCGCGAAGAAGGGCUUCAACGUGCAGUAACGUGCAAAAGGCCCAAGAAAACAACAUUUUAAUCGCGCGGUGCUGAAACAGCUUAUCAUCGCCAGGACACCCUGAUAAUAACUGUAAUAAGUUCUGUUUCCAUGUUUCAUUCGUUCUAGUGGGUCCCUUUUCCGUUUUUCCGUAUUCGUAUAGCCAAACUUAUUUGAAAAGUCGCAUUUCCCCCAUCAGCACCAGCAUAUCACUAGAUCAACCUUUAUCCCACGACUGGGACCGAGUAGCGAAUCGAAAUUCGGAGUACAUUUAAUUUAAGAUUAAGUUAGAUUUUCACGGGUCGAAUCAGGCCUCGAGAAUUUAUGCAACUGUAUUCCCAACAUGAGCAUAGUUUUUAACCGAAUAUGUUUAAAUUUAUAUUGCUUUUUAAUUUCUAGUCUUCCUCGUGAUUAAAUUUUGUAAAUUUUCGAGAUUUCUCGAUGGUUGAAAUCGCUGACACUCUCGUGGGUCCAGGACCGGGGGCAUUUACAUAGGGGCUCGCGUUUGAUUUUUUUUAGUUUCAUACUGUAUGCAAAUAAACUACGCAAAUACUCGCGGUCCAGGGAGAGCGUUCGUUUCACCAUCGAAGUCUCGAAAAUAUUCUUGUAGCCCAUGACUGAAUGUUUUUAUCGUCAGUGCUGCUUCGUUUGUAUUUUUUCGUUUUUCGAAGCGCAGGCGCAUGUUGUUCAUAUUUGAUAAAUUGGCUCUCGCAGUAGCCACACGAUUUUCUAAAAAUAAAAUUUACACUUCCCAGACAACGAAGUUUAUUUUUAGUUCGCACAAACAGAUAAAGCGCAAACUAAGCGACGAUGUAAACCAUUUCGAUUAUGCUGUUGGGCUGUGAUAGACGAAGACGAUGCUGGUUGUUUGACAACGAGAAAAGUAAAUAAACGUUUAUGUCGUCGCCA